UGGCGGAAGCAUUUGAAUGAUUAAAUCUUACGAAAAAGUCGAAAAUAAAUCGGUGAAAAUUUAAUUUUAAUCCAUUUAUUUAAUAUUUCUGCAUCGUUUCGUUGAAUUAAACGUUUUAUUUUGAUUAGAAUAAGGAAUUAUUAAGUUAUUAAACGUUAAACCUUUUAAAACAAGUCACGAGUCUCGUGUUAAUAAUACAGGUUGUUGUUCGCUCAAUUUUAAAGAUUAUUUAAAUGGAAAGAAGACAAACUUGAUUUUUCCCCCUGUUCGUUUUUUUUGGGGGGUUCAAGUUCGAUUAAAAAUUGUUUCGAGACGGCUUUCAUCUAUUGAAACCGGUUCUACCUGUUUAAAUGAACAUCUUAGUCCUUUCAAACACAGGUCAGUAGCAGGAUGAAGCUUACAACUAUAUUUACAACUUUAAUAAGUUUAAUAAACUGCAUAUCAUCCGAAAUUCAGUUUCCAACGGAAACUCCAGAAGAAAUAUCAGAUAAAGAAAACUAUUUAAAAUUAAUAAGUUCAAUUAACAAUUUUGCUUUUACGUUGCAUUGGUAUCUUCCUGAAACAGGGAACUUAUUAAUAUCGCCUUUGAGUUUAUGUACAGCUUUAGCUAUGUUGUAUUACGGUGCAAGAAACCAAACUGAAAAAGAAAUGGCUAAGGUUUUGGGCUACGAACAUUUGAGAAUGGAAUCGAAAAAUGUUCAUCGUACCUUUCAAACUCUAUUAAAGAAUACGAAUAAUAAUAAUUCCAAACAUGAUCUAGUAACAGCAAAUGCUGUAUUGUUACAAAAAGACUUUCCUGUUUUGUCGAAUUACAAAUCUGAUAUAGAAGAAUUUUAUAAUGCAACAGUUCAAGAAGUGGAUUUCGCUCGAGAAGGCGAAAUUGUUGUUAAAAUGAUUAACGCGUGGACAGCAUGGAAGACACAAAACAAAGUCGAAGAAUUAAUCAGUGAACCAUUGAGUUCGUUAACAGCGCUUUUUCUUUUAAAUGCAGUUUAUUUUAAAGGAGUAUGGAAAACGAAAUUUGAUCAAAGAAUAACAACUCCAGAUACUUUUUACAACAAUGGUCACAUUCCGAAAACUGUACCCAUGAUGAGACUGAAGACUAAACUAUUAUUUGGUAUAGAUCAAGACUUAAAAGUUUCAGCAUUAGAAUUACCUUACGAUGGUGAAGAACUUGCUAUGAUUAUACUAUUACCUUUCGAGCGUGACGGAUUGAAAGAUUUAGAAGGAUCUAUUUCUGCUAGUGUUCUAAGUAAUAUAUCAUCAAUUUUGAGAAAAAAAGCUGUUCACGUGACACUACCACGUUUUAAACUGAAUAAUAAAUAUGAACUGACUGAACAACUUCGUAAGAUGGGAAUUCAGUCCUUAUUCGAUCCAUCUGAAGCUGAUCUGACCGGGAUAAGUAAGAAAGAAGGCAUUUACGCCACUACUGUUGUUCACAAUGCUGUUUUAGACGUAAACGAACAGGGUGUUGAAGCUGCUAGCGUUUCUGGAAUAGCUGCUGGUGUGAGAAUUGGUCAGCCAUUGACUAAUUAUUUCACUGCCGAUCAUCCUUUUUUAAUUUUUAUUCAUGAUUCAAGAACUCGAUUAAUAUAUUUUAUGGCACGUGUUAAUGAAUUAUAAACGGAUUUUCAUUCUCUUGUUUAUUAAUUAUUAUUUAAUUAUUUAACUUAAAGUUACCGGUAAAAGUGAUUGUAACAGAAUACUUAUUAUAAUUAUUUAAAUGUUUUAAAGAAAUGAAUAAAUUGAUUAAUGUAACACUAAUAAUUUUUAAACUGUCAAUUAAGUUAUAUGACAUUUAAUUUAUUAUCUAAUUUUAAAAUUUGACGCCAUGUAUGUAUAAAUACUCUCUCUACAUACUUCAUUCAUACUUGAAAACCAAAC
Centruroides sculpturatus (bark scorpion) is the source of this 1884-nucleotide messenger RNA. Its product is annotated as leukocyte elastase inhibitor C-like. NCBI's taxonomy places the organism in Eukaryota, Metazoa, Arthropoda, Arachnida, Scorpiones, Buthidae. The record is from RefSeq and is a predicted model, not a curated record. Gene Ontology annotation, molecular function: serine-type endopeptidase inhibitor activity. The transcript is spliced from 3 exons. Bases 391 to 1623 code for a protein of 410 amino acids.